This is a messenger RNA of Trichogramma pretiosum, 7240 nucleotides long. It is a transcript of the gene Sara, whose product is annotated as zinc finger FYVE domain-containing protein 16. The record is from RefSeq and is a predicted model, not a curated record. Gene Ontology annotation, biological process: endosomal transport. Gene Ontology annotation, molecular function: metal ion binding. The transcript has 14 exons. Gene Ontology annotation, cellular component: early endosome membrane. Bases 1300 to 5913 code for a protein of 1537 amino acids. NCBI's taxonomy places the organism in Eukaryota, Metazoa, Arthropoda, Insecta, Hymenoptera, Trichogrammatidae.
CGCGAACGCGGCUCGCUCGUCUGUCUCUGUGUGUGUCGUAUCGAUGUGAUUGUAUGCUACACAGUAAUAAUAAUAAUAAUAAUCGUCAAUCGUCGUGUCUCGUGGGGCUCUCGUGCGUCGCUGUCGACUCGCUGCUCUCCGUUGCUGCACCGAUCAUUACUAUACGAAUUCGCUCGAUUCAAUUAUAAUAACAACUGAUUCUCGUCGCACGUAUAAUCGACCGCUGCUGCUGCUGCUGCGCGUCGCGGUCUCCGUCGCGUCGUAUUUAAUACACCUGUACUGUAUAUCAGCCGCGUCAUCCUCUCGAGUCGAGCUGCACAACGACACACAUCGUUAUAUUACAAAAUCGUCCUUACGACGACCCGCGACACCCGUUUGACACGAUACAGACUCGAUAGAUAUAUUUUUCGUCUCUUUACAUAUAUAUGCGUGCAGUGUCACCAGUGUGCAAGUGCAGCCAGUUCACGAUCGUGUCCGCAGCUCGCACAGUUCUGUCUCUCUCUGUUCUGUUCUUUCAUGAUCUGAGUGUCUGUGUGUGUGUGUAUGUGCAUGAGCGUGUGAUUGUGCACCAACGCUGCCGCCGCCGCCGUCGCCGCUGCUGCUGCUGCUCUACCCCGACCUGCUGCAGCAGAGCAUGGGAGUAGUGAGUGCCCGUGUCCAGACCACUGCUGCUGCUGCUGCUGCUGCUGCUGCUAUUCGCAUUCCUCUUGCAACUGUAAAUUGCGCUUUUUUUUCUUCCUCGUCUCUCGUCAUUCAUCCUAUAAUGGCGCUGUGAUACUCGGCGACGACGAGCGACUUUCGACUUUAGUGCUGGCUACUGCUGCUGCUGCUGCUGCUGCUGCUGCUGUCACGUAGUAUAUGUGAAACUUGGUUUUGUAGCUCGAGCGCUGACGCACACAUCUAAAUUCUCGCGAUCGUAUCUGUAUUCUUUGCGCGCGCGACAACAACGUAAUUCGACGAGCUGAUUCGGCAUCGCGACAACAAAGGUGCUUGAUUCGACCCAAAAAAAUCAGCGAGCGGCAAGCGUGAACCCGUUGAAAAGCGAAAGUGAGAGAAAAAGAGAGGGACUUUGGGUCAACAUUCGCGCGCUUCGUCGUCGUCGUCGUCGUCGUGCUACCUACAUACACACACCUAUAUACAGCUGAUGUCACGAGCUGCGAGAUGCUCAUGACGUACACACACGUCACUGAGGAAGACGUUACAAUUUCAUGUACCUGACUAAAACAGACAACAAAAACACACACGCACGAUUUUGCUACUGCACAGGUUGAUGGUCGAUUCUCCCACGGUCCUCUGACUAUGGACAAGCUUGACAAUGUUCUUGAUGAGUUCGAAUUCAAUGAUGAUCAAACAGGUAGAAUGCAGUCGCAGACUAAUUCUGCAAAUCCUGCAGGAAUCCAGUCAAAUAUGCCAAGUAGUACCUUGAGAGGUUAUCCUCAGCAAACAAUACCAAAUUUACACAAUGCCAACGCAGAAGCCUCUGCUAUUGUAGCUGGUCCUAGUUUAACCAAUGACGAGGUCCAUCAAGGAUUUUUGGCUGGUAACAUAGAUAGCUUGAUUAAGGAUGGCGUAGCGGAUAGUUUAGAUUCCAUAAAUCAUUUUUAUACACACGAUGGUUCGAGUGGCAACAAGGUUCACCCUAAACCUUGGGUACACGUAGAAGAAAACGAUCCAACAAAUUUGAUAAUUCACAACGACAUAUCUGAAAAACUAUUACAAAAGCGGCCAAAUGAUGAUAAUUUGCAACACAAUACCUACGAUGUAAAACUAAACCAGCCUAAUGUAAAUCCUGGUAAUAGUAAUAAUUUUCAUAAUUAUGAUUAUUUGAGUACCCCUAAUAUAAGUAGUUUCGAUGGUCUAGAUGCUAUGAAUCAGUCUCCAGGAAUGCAAUCUAAUUAUCUAAUGAGACCAAAUGAAGGAUUAAGUAACACAGUUGAUUCUCAUGUAAGCAAUUUUGUACAAAAUAGUAAUACUACUCAAAAGUUUUCUGUAGAUGAUCUGUUAACGGUAAAGGAUGAAGAUAUAUUAGCAGAAAUAAGAUAUAAUACUGAACCUCCAAAGUAUCAAAAUAUUUUGCUACCUGUUAAAGUAGGUCCUAGUGUAAUAGAAAAAGUGAACGAAACUAAAACAGAUGCAGAACAAAAAAAAUUAGAAUUUCCAGAAUUGAUAAUGGGGGAAAAUAGUACAGAAAAUGUUGAUAAUAGUGUUAGAAAUAUUUUGGAUGAACCGGAACAUGUAUAUGAAAAUGUCUACAUAGGAACAGAUAUUCCAAAGACUCAAGAAAAUACCACUUUAUUAGUGCCGCAGAAGAAAGAUACUGAAAGUCAACAUAUUUAUGAAAAUAUGAACAUUGAAGCUCAGUCAUUGCCACCAUUGGAAAAAAAGAAUGUGUAUGAAUGCAUUUACAUUGGUAGUGAAGACAAUCUUUCCAACACUAAUUCAGAAGUUGAGACAUCAGCAGAGAAAAUGAUUCACCAAUUAAAUUUAAAAGAAACUGAACCUAGUGACCCAAAUGUUAUCGUAGAUUCAAUUACAAGUUCUAGUGCAGUUUUUAGUGAAAAUCCAAGUACAAGUACAAAACUAGUUUUUCAAAAUGUUCAGUCAAGUUCUACCUCAGUUUCAGUUCCAGAGCCAAGAUCAGUUGUUGGUUUUACAACAAUUGAUGAUAUGUCUGAAGAAGAACUGAAUAAAUAUUUAGCUGACCUUGAAGCAAAAGAAAUACUAAAUGAGAAAUCUGUUAUGUACCAAAACGUAGACUCAACUAGAAGUGCAGAAACUAACAAACCAAAGGCUUUGACUAGGCCCCAUGAAGAUGAAGAUGCCAACGAGGCUCCAAUCUUUGAGUCCGUAACAAUAGGUGAACUACCACAAAUUCCUCAAGAAGAUCUUCAAGAAAAAGCAAAAAAGUUUCCUGUAAUUGAUUAUAGUGAAGGCUGCUCCAGUGGUGAGGUAUCGAGGGAGUUUCCUUCCAACCUGCCAACCAUAAGUAAAGCAGGUGUACAAGCUAUCAAUGAUGCUGAUGUAUUAAAACAGAGUAAAAAAGUAGAUGAACACGCUAGAAAAAAUUCGCAAAACAACGAAUCAUCUCUACUAGAAAAUGACGUAAGCGUAGAUAAUAAAGAUCCAUUAAUAAAAGAUAAGAUUACAACAGAUGAAGAGAAUAGCAAUAUGAUAUCGCCCGCAAAAUCAGACGAAACCCAAAAUGAGCUAGGUCACUCGAACGUUAAUUCCGAAGAGGAUAACAAUUUUAAUUGCGCCGGAACGACUCAUUCAGGGCUCGACAACUCCGAUCCAAGUGACAAAGAAAAAAGUAAACAGAAUAUCAAUAACGCCAUGGACCUGCCGAAACCGGCAGUAAGACCAAAAGUACGAAGCUUCGAGAAGAUCUCGAGGUUUUCUGUCACGCGAAACGUUGACGUUAAUGAAAAAAUUGGUAGACCAAGUCAAUCGCAAAAUAGAUCGAAAAGAUCAACCGAAAAUUCUGCAGAAAGUACCGAAGAUGAUCCAAACAAACCGAGCAGACCUCAAACACUCGACAUUGCCAGUAAUGCGGAUACAUCGGCAACAGCAGCAGCUUCAAAUAGUCAAAUACCAUCGGAUUUGGAAGGUGAAUGUAGCCUUGGUGGCCGAAUUCCAUCACCUGCGAUUUCCGAUAGCAAUUCGUCAAUAGAUUCUAGAACUAUUCUUGGAAAACAACCUCCAUUCUGGAUCCCCGAUAGUGAGGCACCAAGUUGCAUGCUAUGUGAAGCUAAAUUUACAGUCAUGAAGAGGCGACAUCACUGCAGAGCUUGUGGAAAAGUUUUGUGCAAUAAAUGUUGCAGCAUGAAGUAUCGCUUGGAAUAUCUAAAUAACGCAGACUCUCGAGUGUGUACUCAGUGUCACCAAAUUUUGACCAAAGCUGAAAGCGACAACGGAUCCGGAGAACAUGCAGGUUUUAGUUCGAACAGCAACAUCGGUAUCAAUUCCCCGAUCGGGAGACCACCUAAUCCGAAUAAUCCAAUGGAGUACUGUUCAACCAUACCACCUUUACAACAGCUGGCCGGAGCUCUACCUCCGCCCCCUACGGUUAUGGUACCAGUCGGAGUUCUCAAACGAGAGGGUAGCUCGAGCAAAAGGGAGGGUCCAAAAUCGGUCAUGUUCAGCGAUGGAAUAAGGCCUGGGUGUGACCUGACAGAACUCGACACCGCUUGGGAUUGGAAUCCACCGAUCCGAAAGUCCGGUUCCAGAAGAACAGUAGGCGAAUUUUCCGCUUCGGCAUCGAAAAGGCCCAACUGUCCUCCACUGGAUACAAUUACGAAUAGCUACAUACCUUCUGAAGCCAAUGUUUAUCCACCCACCGUAACGAUACUCAGAGGACAGGUGACUUAUCACGAAACGACAGACCCCGAUGCUCUUCAGAAUUCUCUCAAAAAUGAAUGCGAAGCUCCAGUUAUGUUUGCAAUAAAUCGAAAUCUAUAUGCUUAUGUAAAAAUAAUUAAUCUAAAUUGUUGCGUUGAUAAAGUGUGUUGGAAUGUUACUACAAAAGGAUUAGCUUGUGUUGGUCAAGAUGAAUUAGUUUUCCUCGUCGAAGUCUUACCAGAUGAAGCCCUAGUACCAAAAGAUAUUCUGCUGCAUAUUAACCAGAUUUAUAAUGACGCGUUGAAAGGUAACACCAUAUCUGAAUAUGGUAUGUCAAUACAUCAAACUGGAAAUUUGCUGGGAUCUCGAGAACAUGCUGGAUUUCUCUUUAUUAGACAAACAUUGCAAUGCUUGCAAAAAAUAAUCGUUCCCCCCGCGCCGUUCUUAGUUGGUUUACUCGUACACAGAUGGGAAACUCCUUGGGCCAAAGUAUUUCCUCUUAGGCUUGUUUUACGACUAGGAGCGGAGUAUCGUUACUAUCCAUGCCCGUUGAUGUCAGUUCGUUUUAGAGAGGCUGUGUACUUUGAAAUAGGCCACACUAUCAUGAAAGUUCUAGCCGAUUUCCGAAACUUCGCCUACACUUUGCCUAAGGUGCAGGGAUUGACCAUCCACGUGCAAGGUCGAACUACCAACGUUAGAUUUCCGAAAAACCGCUACAAUCAAGUGCUCAAAGCUUUAAACAAUUCGAAUGAUCACGUCCUGUCGUUCGCUGCGAAUUUCAGCAUCCAAGCUGAUUCUCAUUUGGUAUGCAUGCAAACAAACUCCGAGGAAGAAAGUACCUAUCAAACACAAGCAAUCAACAUUCAAAAUAAACCAAGAAAUGUAACCGGAGCGAGUUUUAUCGUCAUUAACGGAGCUCUGAAAUCAUCGAUGGGUUUAACGGCAAACUCAAGUAUUCUAGAAGAUGGCUUGAUGGUUCAAAUCAUGCCAGAAAAAAUGGAAGCUUUGAAAGCUGCACUAAAAAAUAUGCAAGAUUUCACAAUUGGGUGCGGUAAACAAGGGGCUGAAGAACCGGAUGAAACUGUUAAUAUCAAAUGGGUCGAAAAUGAUGUACAAUUUAACGUCGGUAUCAAAAGUCCAAUCGAUGGAAAACCCAUGGAUGGGAUUCCAUCUAUCAGAGUGCACAAUGGAAUUAAUUUUGCGGGAACAAGUCGGUUCAUACGAUGGACUGAAGUAUUUAUCAUAAAGUCGGAUGACGAUCAACCUUUUGGUAUGCAUUAUCCUGUGGAUAUAAAUAAAUUGUCGGAGAACAUAGCUCGAGCUACCUGUGCAGCGCUUGUGAAACUACUGGAUUUGUUAGCUAAUGCUGGACUUACAAAAAUUGCUGUUCGAACUAGUAUACAUCCCGAUAACGUGGGCUAUGAGGCUGGAAGUGAGGGAGUGCGUUUACCACCGAUUUAUAUGAAUAGCUUAGACAAUGAACUCAUUCAAGUCUUACAAAAAGCUGUACAAGGCUGUGAGGAUACACAAACUGUACUAGAACUAAUAUUUUAUAUAUUAGAGACUGAUAUUUAGUAUGUUUUUUGGCAGAUUUUUCAAAUGAGCUAUAUAAGUUAUAAUACUUAUGUUUAUAAAUAGUCUCACGCGUCUAUGAAAUAAAUUUGAAUUUUCAACUGCGUGUGAUAUUGCAAAAAAAUAUUUAGUUUAUGUUAUAAUUCGAUGGUAUAAUAUUUUUUGAGUUUUAUUUGAAAAAAAUUAUAAUGUUGAGUACAGCAUGAGGCAGAUUCUAAAGCUAAAAUAUGUUGGUUAGGGGAUGUGCAAUGUUCUUUACAUAUUUUCAUACAAAUUCAUAUGUAUACAUUCAAAAUAUUUAUGCCAAGAUUCAUAAUUUAAUUACGAACGUUAAAUUUUGAAUGUUGUUACUUAUAAAAAAUGUAUAUAAUGUAAUUUAUGAUAUGCUUAGCUAUUAGCACACGAGAAUAACUUACAACAAAAAUACUUUAAUAAUUUUUUAUUUUUGAACACUUUAUUACUGACCAGUGCUAUUUAGCUUGCAAUUGUGUACUUUUAAAACACAGCUGAGUCUCAAAAAGAGCUUGUGUGUUAUGGAACAAAUUUUUCAUAUACUAGUAAUAAUUUGACGAUCAUGAAACGUUUCAUAGUAAGCACGAUUGUUAUAAAUAAUAAUGUACAAAAACUAAUAUCUCUUUUUUUCUGCAAAAAGCUUCAAUUUGCCAAAGAUCUGCAGAAACUAUUUUAUAACUCAUAAUUAUUCUGACUAAUCAAGAUUACUUACAUUUAACAACAGAAUAUGUUCUUAAAUUCAAACAAGUGCACCAGUUGCAUUACACUUUUUGUAAACUUUUAAUAUUAAAAUAAUAAUAUUCAAAGAUUAUUUUUGUUCAGUUAUAAAAUAUUAAAAACAAUGUUCUUGGAUCUGACGUGUCGCUGAGCAAGUUUAGAACAAUUAUUUUUGUAAACCUGUCGUGGUUUCGUAUUUUCAAUACUGUAUUGUACUGACAAAUGUGUGCAAGAAAUUUCUCGACUCAUUCUGUGAUUUGAGGAUACUUUUGUAUAAUUAAAUUUUAAGAAUUUUACAUGCACGCAUUCGUUACAUCGAUGUUAAUUUUUUUCUUAUAAUUACAAUGUUAAUAGUAAACAUGUUGAAUGAAAAUCUUUUGAAUAAUGUUACUUAAGAGAGACAGUAGGAGAGGAAAAAAUGUUUUAAAUAUCUAACUACGUCAUUUUUGAAAAGUGAUUUUUCACGAAAUUUAGAGACCAAUUGUUUAGUGCUUGCAUAUAUAAAUAUAUGCAUCGAAGUGCAGUGUAUAUUUAUAUAAGUUGAGUACUGAUUUUUGCGUUGUACACACUUUAGUUCAAUAAUACACAUUUUAACGAUGAA